Molecule: messenger RNA, 1660 nt
Organism: Tauraco erythrolophus (red-crested turaco)
Lineage: Eukaryota; Metazoa; Chordata; Aves; Musophagiformes; Musophagidae
Source: RefSeq, a predicted model, not a curated record
CGCAUCCUCAAGGUCUGCUUCUACAGCAACAGCUUCAACAUGGGCAAGAACUUCAAGCUGGUGAAGUGCCCCGUGACAACGGAGAUCCGAGAGGUGAUCAGGUCCAUCCUGGUGAGCGGCCGCAUCGGGCCCGACAUCAAGUUGACUGAGUGCUACGGGCUCCGCCUGAAACAUGUGAAGUCGGACGAGAUCCACUGGCUGCACCCAGACCUGACGGUGGGCGAAGUGCAGGAGAAGUACGAGUGCCUGCACCUGGAAGCCGAGUGGAGGUACGAUCUCCAAAUCCGCUAUCUGCCAGAGGAUUUCAUUGAGCGCUUCAAAGAGGACAGGACCACCUUGCUCUACUUCUACCAGCAGCUGCGGAGCGAGUACAUGCAGAGCUACGCCAGCAAGGUGAGCGAGGGCAUGGCCCUGCAGCUGGGCUGCCUCGAGCUCAGGAGGUUUUACAAGGACAUGCCACACAAUGCGCUGGAGAAGAAAUCCAACUUCGAAUUCCUGGAGAAGGAGGUGGGCCUGGACCUCUUCUUCCCCAGCCAGAUGCAGGAGAACCUGAAGCCCAAGCAGUUCCGGAAGAUGAUCCAGCAGACCUUCCAGCAGUAUGCGCUGCUGCGGGAGGAGGAGUGCAUCCUCAAGUUCCUGCACACCCUCUCCACUUUUGCCAACAUUGACCAGGAGAGUUACCGCUGCGAGCUCAUCCAAGGGUGGAACAUCACGGUGGACCUGGUCAUUGGACCCAAGGGGAUCCGGCAGAUGACAAGCAAGGAGGCCAAGCCCACCUGCUUGGCCGAGUUCAAGCACAUCAAGUCCAUCAAGUGCUCCAGCGUGGAGGGGGGCCAGGCUGUGCUGCAGCUGGGGCUCAGCAGCACCCCCCAGCUCAUCGACGCCUACUGCCGCCUGCAAGGGGACUUGGAAACCUCCCUUAUCAUCUUCCCCAGGAGAGGUGAGCACCUUGGGGGGGCACCGGCCCCAGCAGGGCACCUGGAGGAGAGGACGCUGUCGGACAGCAUAAGCAUGGACUCCGACAUUUACGCUGAAAUCCCUGAUGAGUCCUCAAGACCGCGGUCUGCAGUCCAGCACUAUGGGAUCUCCCGGGAGGACAUCACAUUGGGCAGGAUCCUUGGAGAAGGCUUCUUCGGAGAGGUCUACGAGGGGAUCUACACCACCCCGAAAGGGGAGCGGGUCAACGUGGCUGUGAAGACCUGUAAGAAGGACUGCAGCCUGGAGAACAAGGACAAGUUCUUGAGUGAAGCAGUGCUGAUGAAGAAGCUGGACCAUCCCCAUAUCGUGAAGCUCAUCGGCAUCGCGGAAGAGGAGCCCACCUGGAUCAUCAUGGAGCUCUAUCCCUACGGAGAGCUGGGACAAUACCUGGAGCAGAACAAGCACUGCCUUGCCGUGCCCAUCCUCAUCCUCUACGCGCUGCAGAUCAGCAAAGCCCUGGCCUACCUGGAGGCCAUCAACUGCGUGCACAGGGAUAUUGCUGUGAGGAACGUCCUUGUGGCCUCCCCGGAGUGCGUGAAGCUGGGCGACUUCGGCCUCUCCAGGUACAUCGAGGAUGAGGAGUACUAUAAAGCGUCUGUCACCCGUCUCCCCAUCAAGUGGAUGUCACCCGAGUCCAUCAACUUCCGCCGCUUCACAACAGCCAGCGACGUCUGGAUGUUCG